This is a messenger RNA of Aspergillus tanneri, 2859 nucleotides long. RefSeq names its product DEAD/DEAH box helicase (gene RDH54). Lineage: Eukaryota; Fungi; Ascomycota; Eurotiomycetes; Eurotiales; Aspergillaceae. Bases 1 to 2859 code for a protein of 952 amino acids. Gene Ontology annotation, molecular function: ATP-dependent chromatin remodeler activity; DNA translocase activity; ATP binding. The record is from RefSeq and is a predicted model, not a curated record. Gene Ontology annotation, biological process: double-strand break repair via homologous recombination; reciprocal meiotic recombination. The transcript has 2 exons. Gene Ontology annotation, cellular component: nucleus.
AUGGUGUUCAAGCCGUUCAAGCCUCCUUUGAUAAGGAAACCAUCCCUACCGGCCACUUCGACCUCAAUUCCGUCUAAAAAUCUUCCAGAAAGUGAUGUUCCUCCGGCAAAGAAACAACGCGUGAAUCCAGAAUGCGCAACUGAUGACCGAAAGCCUUUGGUGCAAGUGAAAAACAUUGGGAGGAUGUCCGAUGAUAAGAGCAAUGGAGCGGACGCGACUGGCGAAAAAUAUUUCAAUGUGUUAUGGCGCAAGCCUACCACUAAGAAGAACAAAACCUGGGAUGGUGAUGGAAUUCUUUGCACAAGAGGUGGCUAUGCCUAUUUGCAAGACAUCUCUGGAAGGGACAUGGGCAGAGCAAUACAUGGUUCGUAUCUCGAACCAGGUGUUAUGAUUUCGAUCGGAGGGAAAGAAGUUGAGGUAGAUUCGGAAAUUUCAAGAAAGGAAUAUCUAUCUGGCAAAGAGUUACUAGGGACAAAGGAGACUCCAACCCCGCCAUCGCCGCCAAAGAAAACGUUUGUCCCUGUUGUGAGUAGCCGACACGAUACUUCAAAAUCUGCCGUGUCUUGGAAACAGGCCCCUAGCAAGGGAACCCACACAGCGACUAUUGCGAACCUUGCUUCUUCGAAGCCCAAAUUAAAAAGUAGUGCAUAUAAAAAUUCUCUGUUGGAAAGCACAGUUGUACCUCAGAUGUCAACGGAUCAACCGACCCCGCGUCAUGACCCCAACCAACCAGGAGCACUGGUGAUGAAACGGCCAGAAUCUGUACCCCGUGGAAAGCGGAUUGUUGACGUCGUUGUCGAUCCUAUAAUAUGCAAGCAUCUGCGGCCACAUCAACGUGAGGGAGUGAAAUUCCUCUAUGAGUGCGUAAUGGGGAUGAGAUCAUUCAAUGGUGAGGGUGCUAUACUAGCGGAUGAUAUGGGGCUCGGUAAAACUUUGCAGACAAUAACGCUUCUAUGGACACUUUUAAAACAGAACCCGGUUUAUGAAGCUGGCCCUGUGAUUAAGAAAGCUCUCAUUGUAUGCCCAGUGACUCUUAUCAACAACUGGAGGAAGGAAUUCCGCAAAUGGCUUGGGAACGAACGAAUUGGUGUUUUUGUUUUUGACGACAGAAGGAAACGACUGACUGAUUUUACAAUGGGCAGAGCUUACAGUAUCAUGAUUAUGGGUUAUGAAAAAUUGAGAACGGUCCAAGAGGGGCUAGCCAGAGGUGCUGGGGUCGAUAUUAUCAUCGCAGAUGAGGGCCACAGGUUGAAAACACUUCAGAACAAAAGUGGCCAAGCAAUACAGUCACUAAACACAACGAAAAGAAUUAUCUUGUCAGGUACUCCGAUCCAGAAUGACCUGAAGGAAUUUUUUGCGGCGGUAGAUUUGGUAAAUCCCGGAGUCCUGGGUACUUUCAAGACAUUUAUCCGGGAGUUCGAAGGCCCAAUCGUGAGAAGCAGACAGCCAGAAGCAACCAGAAAGGAUAUAGAGAAAGGUGAAGUAAGGAGUGAUGAACUACGGGAGCUUACUUCGAAGUUCAUGCUACGCAGAACAGCUGAUAUUCUGGCCAAAUACCUUCCUCCGAAGUCAGAGUAUGUGUUGUUUUGUAAUCCAACUCGAACCCAAGCUACUAUAUACCAAAACGUGCUUGUAUCCCCGGUAUUUCAGAGCGUCCUAGGCAGCUCAGAAAAUGCUCUGCAUCUUAUAACGAUCCUUAAGAAAUUAUGCAAUAGUCCUUCUCUUCUCUCACCCAAGAACCAGGAGGAAAACUCCAACGACACAGUUGCCGCAUUGUUAUCUUCUCUUCCGCCAAAUCUGCUACGGCAUUUUUCGCCGUCUUCCAGUGCCAAAAUCCGAGUGCUAGAUCAACUCUUAUAUACCCUACAUACGAAAACGUCAGAAAAGAUUGUCCUUGUUUCAAACUAUACCUCCACGCUGAAUUUAUUAGCCAGCCUUCUCACAUCCCUCUCUCUUCCAUUCCUCCGUCUAGACGGCUCAACACCGGCUCAGAAACGCCAAUCUCUGGUUGAGGACUUCAAUCGUCUUCCAACAAAUCUGUGCUUUGCAUUCCUGCUGUCCGCGAAGGCAGGAGGCACAGGACUCAAUCUGAUAGGGGCCAGUCGGCUUGUACUAUUCGAUGUAGACUGGAAUCCAGCCACUGACAUCCAAGCUAUGGCUCGAAUCCACCGCGAUGGCCAGAAACGCCCAUGUCGAAUAUACCGCAUCCUACUCAAAGGCAGUCUGGAGGAAAAAAUAUGGCAACGCCAGGUGACAAAGCUCGGGCUUGCUGACAGCGUCAUGGAGAACAAAGACACUGUGGCCCAGUUCUCCCGGGAUGAACUGAAGGACCUCUUCCGUCUAGAUCAGGAAAGCCAAUGCCAAACCCACGAUUUACUAAACUGCGACUGCCAAGGAACGGGACAACUCGUUACGCACUCUGAUGAUGACUCAAAAGAAGUCUCUGAUACUGACAAAUCCUCUGCGGAAGGAGAUGAGGAAGACUUCCCGGACCUCCCAGCCCUCAUUAAAGCCUCCCAGCUCGACAUUGAGAAGCAAGAGCGCUCAAUCAGAGCCUGGACCUCCGCUGCGCGUACCCGCUCCACACGGCCUUCGAGCUUCGAGAACCCCAACGAGGCCGGAAACAAUAAACAGAAACUCAAAAUACAACAAUCGCUAUCUCAGUACGUGCAUAUCGACUCGAAACUUCUUUCCGUCUCCACGGACAAAAGUGGAGACGUCCCUCAAGCCCUCGAUGAUGAUAUUCUUCUCUCAGUAUUGAGAGAGGAAGGUAAUCGAGUUGAUUUUGUCUUUAAGAAAUCCGGCGCGGCUGAAAUUAAAGACAACAAUAGCUCGUCGUCACCGAUUGUGAUUGACUAA